GCCUGCUUCAGGGCAGUGGCUAGGGCGGCUAGAGUGCUAACAGGGAGUCCGCCGCUGCCACCUCAACAUGGAGUAGGAAGAGCCCAGCGUCCACCCCCGAAAAGCGGACCCUACAAAGACAAAUAGGACACAUCCAUUAAUUCAAUAUACCCGCAGACGCAAAUGAGCCAUUCGUUGACAAGUUAGCAGCUGUAAAGGGAAACACGGCGUUUAUAUGAAAGAUGGCGAACGACUCCCCAGCUAAAAGUCUAGUAGACAUAGACUUGGCUUCACUGCGGGACCCAGCCGGCAUAUUUGAAUUGGUCGAGGUGGUUGGAAAUGGCACCUACGGGCAAGUAUACAAGGGACGUCAUGUCAAGACUGGACAGCUGGCUGCCAUCAAGGUCAUGGAUGUCACAGAGGAUGAAGAGGAGGAAAUUAAAUUGGAGAUUAAUAUGCUUAAGAAGUAUUCCCACCACAGAAACAUUGCCACCUACUAUGGCGCUUUUAUUAAAAAGAGUCCACCCGGACAUGACGACCAGCUGUGGUUGGUGAUGGAGUUCUGCGGAGCUGGUUCCAUCACAGACCUAGUGAAGAACACCAAGGGAAACCAGCUAAAGGAAGAUUGGAUUGCCUACAUCUCCAGAGAAAUACUCCGAGGUCUGGCUCACCUCCACGCCCACCACGUCAUCCACCGUGACAUCAAGGGCCAGAAUGUCCUAUUGACAGAGAAUGCCGAAGUCAAAUUAGUGGACUUUGGUGUAAGUGCCCAGCUUGAUCGAACCGUGGGCAGGAGAAACACUUUCAUCGGUACUCCCUAUUGGAUGGCCCCUGAAGUCAUCGCCUGCGACGAGAACCCCGAUGCGACAUACGACUACCGGAGUGAUCUGUGGUCUUGUGGAAUUACAGCAAUUGAGAUGGCUGAAGGAGCGCCACCGCUUUGUGACAUGCAUCCCAUGCGAGCACUCUUCCUGAUUCCAAGAAACCCGCCUCCACGACUCAAAUCCAAAAAAUGGUCCAAAAAGUUUUUCAGUUUCAUCGAAGGUUGUCUCGUGAAGAACUACACGCAGAGGCCGCCAACCGAACAGUUGCUCAAACACCCCUUCAUUCGUGACCAGCCCAACGAGAGGCAGGUCCGAAUUCAGCUGAAAGACCACAUUGAUCGCACCAAGAAGAAGAGGGGCGAAAAAGAUGAGACUGAGUAUGAGUACAGUGGCAGUGAAGAAGAGGAAGAAGAUCCAGCGGAACAAGAGGGAGAACCAAGCUCCAUUGUCAAUGUGCCGGGCGAGUCGACGCUCCGUCGAGACUUCAUUCGCCUACAGCAGGAGAACAAGGAGAGGUCGGAAGCUCUUCGCCGUCAGCAACUGUUGCAGGAGCAGCAACUUCGCGAACAGGAGGAAUACAAGCGCCAACUACUGGCCGAGAGGCAGAAGCGUAUUGAGCAGCAGAAGGAGCAGCGGCGGCGCCUAGAAGAGCAACAGAGACGUGAACGCGAAAUGAGACGGCAGCAGGAGCGCGAUCAGCGUCGGCGGGAGCAAGAGGAGAAGAGACGCGUUGAGGAGAUGGAUCGCAGGCGAAAAGAGGAGGAGGAGCGCCGACGUGCUGAGGACGAAAAAAGGAGGAACGAUCGUGAGCAGGAGUACAUCCGGCGGCAGCUUGAGGAGGAGCAGAGACAUUUGGAGAUGCUCCAGGAGCAGUUGCUGCGUGAACAGGCCAUGUUACUGGCUGACGAGCGAUACCGUAAGAAUAUUCAGGGCUCUCCUCAGGCUGCCCCUCUUCCCAAGCAGCCUCCUCUUCCCCCUCGCUCUGCUGAAGCCUUCUCAAAUGGGAGCAGCUCAUCCGAGGCCUCUGCCAUGCACCGGCCCAUGGAGCCUCAGGUCCAGUGGUCCCACAUUGCUGCUCUCAAGAGCAGCAACAGCGCUGCCCCCUCUCCUCCUCCUCCACCUCCUUCUCUGCCUGCGGUCGGUCGCUCCCAGUCCUUUAGCGAGCCCGGCGGUGUUACGACUAAUUUUGCACAACUGCACAUGCGCGCCCAGGAUGCCCAUCAUCAUCACCCAUCGCCUGUACGCACUGACCCCCAGCCCCAACUUCCCCUUCACCACCAGCCUGGUGAGGAAGUGCCUCCCAAGGUACCUGUGAGAACAACGUCCCGUUCACCGGUCCUGUCACGCCGGGAGUCUCCACUGCCAUUGCAGCCUGGUGCCCAGAGGAAUGCAUCUGGUAAUGUGGAGCAGCGCCCCCUGUGGGACCGCGUCGAGAAGCUGCAGCCUCGGCCAGGAAGUGGGAGUUCAUCCGGCUCGUCCAACUCGAGCGCCCAAGCCAGUCCUGGAGACCGCUUCAGACCACGCUCAUCGUCCAAAUCUGAAGGAACCCCUCUCCAGCGCCCUGAGAAUGUUCCCAAAAAAACGGAUGAAAAGAAUUUUGCCAGGCCUACUCGACCUGCUGACCUGACAGCCCUCGCUAAGGAGCUUCGUGCAGUGGACGAUGUGCGGCCUCCCCACAAGGUGACUGACUAUUCUUCCUCAAGUGAAGAUUCCGGCACAACUGAUGAGGAGGACGAUGAGGAAGUCGACCAGGAGGCGGGAGACGAGUCGACCUCGGGAGCAGAGGACUUCCGUUCUGGGAGGCUGAGCAACGGGGAGACCGGAUCUGCCAAAACCAUGUUGGUUGACGAUUCUGAAAGCAACCAGUCCACCACACCGUCAAAGGAUGGCACACUGGUCAUCAGACAGAACACCGCUGAUAUUAAGCGGUUGGUCAAUCUCUCCUCCUCUUCCCCGGCCGGUGCCUCUCGCGGCCAGCCCCAAACCCUCAGCCAGAGCCUACAAGAGAAAAAUGGCUUCACUGGCUGCAUUCACCACCUACCAGACCUUAUCCAACAAAGCCAUCACUCCCCUUCCUCUUCCACAUCCAUGCUUUCCUCCUCCUUCUCAUCACCAUCUAGCCAUGUCAGUCUGGCCAUGUCCCCACUGAAUCCCCCGGACAAGCUUGUUGCCAUCGAGAGCCAAUCAGAGAGUAAUUCCAUGUCCAAACACAAGUCGUCGUCGUCCUUCACUCCCUUCAUCGACCCUCGCCUACUCCAGAUUUCCCCAUCCAGUGGAAGCUCGCUCAACAACAUGGCAGCAUUUGGGCAAGAUGUUCGUCUCGCGGACCCGCUGAGGUCUGACCCGUCCCGCAAAGGCUCGGUGGUCAACGUCAACCCCGUCAACACGCGUCCGCCGAGUGACACGCCAGAGAUCCGCAAAUACAAAAAGCGGUUCAACUCCGAGAUUCUGUGCGCCGCCCUUUGGGGGGUCAACCUGCUGGUGGGGACCGAGAGCGGUCUGAUGCUGCUGGACCGCAGCGGUCAGGGCAAGGUCUACCCGCUGAUCAACAGGCGGCGUAUCCAGCAGAUGGAUGUCCUUGAGGGUCUCAACGUUCUGGUGACCAUUUCAGGCAAAAAGAACAAGCUGCGAGUGUAUUACCUGUCAUGGCUGCGGAACAAGAUUUUGCAUAAUGACCCAGAGGUGGAAAAGAAGCAGGGUUGGGUUAAUGUGGGCGACCUGGAAGGCUGCGUCCACUACAAAGUCGUCAAAUACGAGAGGAUCAAAUUUUUGGUGCUGGCCUUGAAGAACUCGGUGGAGGUUUACGCUUGGGCGCCCAAACCGUACCACAAGUUCAUGGCCUUCAAGUCAUUUGGCGACUUGGUGCACAAACCUCUGCUGGUGGACCUGACCGUAGAGGAAGGUCAGAGGUUAAAGGUCAUCUAUGGCUCUUGCUCAGGCUUCCAUGCUGUGGAUGUGGACUCGGGCGCAGUCUACGAUAUCUAUCUACCCACUCACAUCCAGACCAGCAUUCAGUGCCACGCUAUUAUCAUCCUGCCCAACACUGACGGAAUAGAACUGCUCGUCUGCUACGAGGACGAGGGUGUCUACGUGAACACGUACGGGCGCAUCACCAAGGACGUGGUGCUACAAUGGGGGGAAAUGCCAACUUCAGUGGCCUACAUUAGGUCGAACCAAAUCAUGGGCUGGGGUGAAAAGGCCAUAGAGAUCCGCUCAGUGGAGACCGGCCACCUGGAUGGCGUCUUUAUGCACAAACGAGCCCAGAGACUCAAGUUCCUGUGUGAGCGGAAUGACAAGGUCUUCUUUGCCUCUGUGCGGGCUGGAGGUGCCAGCCAGGUGUACUUCAUGACCCUGGGUCGCACUUCUCUCAUGAGCUGGUAGUCGAGAUGCCAUCUCCACGGCGACCAACAGACAACUAUUGUGAUGAUGAAGUUGUUUAGGCUCUCCUCCACACUUGUCGUCAUGAAUUGCCAGUGAUGGGGUGGGGUGUUGCAUUUUUGGGGGGUGGGGCAUGUGUGUGUGUGUGUGUUAGUUAAACUGUAUUCUGACCGAAAAUCCCGCGAGUGUCCAACCUUUUGAGGCAACCUCUUCAGCAACCUCACAUCUUGUGUGUGCGCGCGCGCGUAAGGUCCAUGCAGGACGCACUGAGCAUGUGCACGACUGAGGAGCAACCAUAUGCGUAUGUACACAUAUGCCACUAGUUGAUAAGUCAGUUUAUUGCUGUUUUUAGUUCAGGUGACACAAGCCCCUCCUCCUCCCACUUAGUGGCCCAGUAAACACUUGUAUGCCUUCUUUCAAAAUACUUUGAAGGAUCUUGGUGAUAACAACAGGGUGUAAGAUUAUCCGAUCCAAGAGUUCCCAAGCAUAACAUCAUGCAAGUUGCUCCAUCAGCCCAAUAGCUCAGACUUCUCAUACACUGUAUAUUUUUUAUUUAAUUGCUACACGUAAAUAGAGGUAGAUCCACCGUCGUCAUGAAGGGGGACCCAAAUUUGUGUUAACCAAUUGGUGGGCUGUUAGGGACAAGUGGUAAACUGUGAAUUAGAUUGACAAGAGUCAGCAGUCGAUUUACAAGUGCCCGCAAAAAAA
Molecule: messenger RNA, 4889 nt
Organism: Syngnathus acus (greater pipefish)
Lineage: Eukaryota; Metazoa; Chordata; Actinopteri; Syngnathiformes; Syngnathidae
Product: mitogen-activated protein kinase kinase kinase kinase 4-like
Exons: 31
Coding region: 222-4184 (1320 amino acids)
Biological process (GO): protein phosphorylation
Molecular function (GO): ATP binding; protein kinase activity
Source: RefSeq, a predicted model, not a curated record